UCAUAACAUAAUCUGAAACCAAAAAAAAAAUACACAAAAACAAAAACAAAAUCAAAAUCAAAUUUUCAAACUCUCAUUUCUUUAUCAAGCAAUCUUUGUAAUUGUAUUGAAUAAAGCAUAUACCAGAAUUUUCGUGUUCUUGAGAGGUUUUCUUAAGCACCAGUAAUGGACCCUGGAAAAUUAACCCACAAGACUAACGAAGCUAUAGCUUCUGCUAAUGAAUUAGCCCUUAGCGCCGGUCAUGCCCAAAUAACUCCGCUUCACCUUGCCGUUGCUCUGAUCACUGACCCUAACGGAAUCUUGAGCCAAGCAAUCUCCAAUGCCGGCGGUGAAACUGCUUCUCAGUCAGCGCAAAGAGUGUUCAAUAAUGCUUUGAAAAAGCUUCCGUCUCAAUCUCCACCGCCUGAUGAAAUUCCUCUGAGUACUUCUCUUAUUAAAGUGAUCAGGCGAGCUCAAGCAUUGCAGAAAUCGCGGGGCGACUCGCAUUUGGCUGUUGAUCAGCUAAUCUUAGGUGUUCUUGAGGAUUCCCAAAUCGGGGAGUUGUUAAAAGAAGCUGGAAUCGCUACGGCCGCGGUUAAAUCGGAGGUGGAUAAGCUGAGAGGGAAGGAAGGGAAGAAGGUGGAGAGUGCUUCCGGUGACACUAAUUUUCAGGCAUUGAAGACUUACGGGAGAGAUCUUGUGGAACAAGCUGGAAAGCUUGAUCCUGUGAUCGGAAGAGAUGAGGAGAUUCGAAGGGUUGUUAGGAUUCUAUCGAGACGGACUAAGAACAACCCGGUACUUAUCGGAGAGCCGGGAGUUGGUAAAACUGCGGUUGUAGAGGGUUUGGCUCAGAGGAUUGUGAGAGGAGAUGUUCCCAACAAUCUUUCUGAUGUGAGGCUUAUUGCUUUGGAUAUGGGUGCUUUAAUAGCCGGUGCUAAAUACAGAGGAGAAUUUGAAGAGCGGUUGAAAUCUGUUUUAAAAGAAGUGGAAGAGGCUGAAGGGAAGGUGAUUUUGUUUAUUGAUGAAAUCCAUCUUGUUCUCGGAGCUGGUCGAACCGAGGGAUCGAUGGAUGCUGCGAAUCUGUUCAAGCCAAUGCUUGCUAGAGGUCAGCUUAGGUGCAUUGGUGCUACUACAUUGGAAGAAUAUAGGAAGUAUGUGGAGAAAGAUGCUGCUUUUGAGAGAAGGUUUCAGCAAGUUUAUGUUGCUGAACCUAGUGUUACUGAUACUAUUAACAUUCUUCGAGGGUUGAAAGAGAAGUAUGAAGGUCAUCAUGGUGUUCGAAUUCUGGAUCGAGCUCUUGUUAUUGCUGCUCAAUUGUCGAGUCGAUACAUUACAGGGCGCCAUUUACCUGAUAAGGCAAUUGAUUUGGUUGAUGAAGCCUGUGCGAAUGUUCGAGUUCAACUCGAUAGUCAGCCUGAAGAAAUUGACAACUUGGAGAGGAAGAAAAUUCAACUAGAAGUUGAGCUUCAUGCGCUUGAGAAGGAGAAGGACAAAGCCAGUAAAGCUCGAUAUGCUGAGGUUGUUAAAGAACUUGAUGACUUGAGAGAUAAGCUACAGCCUUUGAUGAUGAAAUACAAAAAGGAGAAGCAGAGAAUUGAUGAAAUUCGACGACUCAAGCAGAAGAAAGAGGAGCUACAGUUUGCGAUACAAGAAGCAGAAAGAAGAUAUGAUCUGGCAAGGGUUGCUGAUCUCCGAUAUGGUGCAUUGGAGGACGUGGAUGCUGCAAUAGCCGGGCUUGAAGGAGGCACCACUGACGAGAAUGGGAUGUUGACUGAAACAGUUAGGCCGGAACAUAUUGCUGAAGUUGUGAGCAAAUGGACUGGUAUUCCUGUGACACGGCUUGGUCAGAAUGAGAAAGCGAGGCUAAUUGGGCUCGGCGAAAGAUUACAUCAGAGAGUGGUUGGACAAGACCAAGCGGUUUCUGCUGUGGCUGAGGCUGUGCUGAGAUCAAGAGCCGGCUUAGGAAGGCCACAGCAACCAACUGGUUCGUUCCUUUUCUUGGGGCCAACCGGUGUUGGUAAGACUGAGCUCGCUAAGGCGUUGGCGGAGCAACUUUUCGAUGACGAAAACCAGAUGAUCAGAAUUGAUAUGUCCGAGUAUAUGGAGCAACACUCGGUUGCAAGGCUCAUUGGUGCUCCUCCCGGCUAUGUGGGGCAUGAGGAAGGUGGACAACUUACGGAGGCUGUGAGGCGAAGGCCUUAUAGUGUUGUGUUGUUUGAUGAAGUGGAGAAAGCACAUUUGUCUGUUUUCAACACUCUCCUUCAAGUUCUGGAUGAUGGAAGGCUAACUGAUGGACAAGGCCGCACUGUAGACUUCCGGAAUACUGUCAUCAUAAUGACUUCAAACCUUGGAGCUGAGCACCUUCUUUCAGGACUGACAGGCAAAACUUCAAUGCAAGCUGCUAGAGAAAGGGUCAUGCUAGAGGUAAAAAAGCACUUCAGGCCCGAGUUACUAAAUCGGCUAGAUGAGAUUGUGGUGUUCGACCCUCUUUCACAUGACCAAUUGAGGAAAGUGGCAAGAUUACAAAUGAAGGAUGUAGCUCUCCGGCUUGCUGAGAGAGGUAUCGCAUUGGCGGUAACUGAUGCAGCACUAGAUUACAUACUGUCUGAAAGUUAUGAUCCUGUUUAUGGAGCUCGGCCAAUUAGAAGGUGGCUCGAGAAGAAGGUGGUUACAGAGCUGUCGAGAAUGCUGAUUAGAGAGGAAAUCGAUGAGAACACAACUGUGUACAUAGACGCAGCAGCAGACAGCGUGAGUGGCUUGGUAUACCGUGUGGAAAAGAAUGGUGGACUUGUCAAUGGAGCAACCGGAGAGAAAGCUGAUGUGCUGAUCCGAAUACCAAGUAUCCCAAAGAAUGACGCUGCUCAGGCGGUGAAGAAGAUGAAAAUCGAAGAAAUUAUUGACGAUGACGAUGAGAUGGUAGACUAGUUUCCGUGAACGGAUCAAGAACGGUGCUAUGCAGCUGAAGUCUCAACUGCAGUUUCUUAGUUUUUGGUGUAUUUAGUUGUUUAAAUUGUUGAAGAGUGUAAAAAGAAGAGCACGAUGGAGUGUUUUCUUUGUGUUCAAACCUCUGGCAAUAUCUUUUUUUUGAGCUUAUUUUGAUGGAAAUUUGGAAUGAAAAUGUAAAUGAAAAGGCUUUAUGACA
This is a messenger RNA of Mercurialis annua (annual mercury), 3121 nucleotides long. RefSeq names its product chaperone protein ClpB1. NCBI's taxonomy places the organism in Eukaryota, Viridiplantae, Streptophyta, Magnoliopsida, Malpighiales, Euphorbiaceae. The record is from RefSeq and is a predicted model, not a curated record. Gene Ontology annotation, molecular function: ATP binding; ATP hydrolysis activity. Bases 166 to 2904 code for a protein of 912 amino acids. Gene Ontology annotation, cellular component: cytoplasm. Gene Ontology annotation, biological process: cellular response to heat. The transcript has 5 exons.